This is a messenger RNA of Clavispora lusitaniae ATCC 42720, 972 nucleotides long. RefSeq names its product aldo/keto reductase (gene cpr-c2). Gene Ontology annotation, cellular component: cytosol. Lineage: Eukaryota; Fungi; Ascomycota; Pichiomycetes; Serinales; Metschnikowiaceae. The record is from RefSeq and is a predicted model, not a curated record. Gene Ontology annotation, molecular function: oxidoreductase activity, acting on NAD(P)H as acceptor; aldose reductase (NADPH) activity.
AUGACACAAUCUGCAACCUAUCCAAUUGAACCAAAUGGUACCAAACUCACCACCAAAUCUGGUAACCCAGUCGUUUUGGGUACAGGAACCGGAACCAAAUGGCAAAAGAUUAAGAAGGCCAGAGACGUUUCAUUAAAGGACACGAUUGUCCAAGAAAUGGUGGACUAUUUGGUUGAAAGUGUAAAGAACGGGUACAGACAUAUUGACACCGCCGAAAUUUACACCACCCAUCCCGAAGUUGCGAAGGCAAUUGCGACUUGUGGAGUCCCUAGAGAGGAUCUCUUUAUUACCACCAAGUACAACCCAGGUGUCAAGGGCGUUCCAGCUCCUAAUAAAUCCGGUGCUGCGUCUGUAGAUGCUGCUUUAAAGGAUCUUGGUGUUGAGUAUAUCGAUUUGUUCUUAAUCCACUUUCCAUUUUUUGACUUGUCCUUGAGUAACGGACAAUCUCUCGAGGAUGUUUGGGCCGACUUGAUCCAGGCGAAAAAAGCUGGAAAAGUGCGUUACAUUGGUGUGUCGAACUUUGCAAUUGACCACUUAAAGCGCACUUUCAAAGUAGCGGGUGGAGAUCCAGAGGGCUAUCCUCAAGUGAAUCAAAUCGAAUUCCACCCAUAUUUGCAAGAUCAGAGUCCGGGAAUACGUGACUUUUGUAAAGAACACAACAUUUUGAUUGAAGCCUACGGCCCCUUGUCUCCUCUUUUCAGAAUCGAACAAGAAGGUGAAGAGGAGAAAAGCCACCCGCUUGACGCUGUGUUACCUAAAUUGGUGGAAAAAUACGGGAAAACAGACUCGCAGAUUCUCUUGAGGUACACCUUACAAAAGGGUCUUUUGCCAAUUACAACAUCGUCAAAGCCAGAGAGACAAAGAGAAGCCUUGGACGUGUACAACUUCAAACUUGACGAUGAAGACGUCAAGUUAAUUGAUGAAGAGGGUGCCAAGUUUGAACAUAGAAAUUUCUUCAUUGGUCUCUUCUAA